CCUGUUUUCCCGAGUCGUUGGCGGGGGUGGGGGUUGUCGAGUGACUGCUUCCGGGUUGCCGGGUGACCUUGAGCCUUCAGGAGAGAGAUGGCGAGUCUCUGGAGGCUGAGUGCCCUGUGCGGUGCGCAAGGAGGCCGAGCUCUGUUUCUCCGAAUCCCGGUGGUCAGACCUGCUCAGGUCUCGGCAUUUCUCCAGGACCAGCCUGACCCAGGAUGGUGUAGAACACAGCACAUUCACCUGUCACCCAACCACUAUUCUGGCUCUAAGGCUGCAUCUCUCCACUGGACUGGUGAGAGGGUUGUCAGUGUUUUGCUCCUGGGCCUAAUUCCAGCUGCUUAUUUGAACCCUGGCUCUGCGAUGGACUACUCCCUGGCUGCAGCCCUCACUCUCCACAGUCACUGGGGCCUUGGACAAGUGGUUACUGACUAUGUUCGAGGGGAUGCUUUGCAGAAAGCUGCCAAGGCAGGCGUUUUGGCACUGUCGGCUUUAACCUUUGCUGGGCUUUGUUACUUCAACUAUCAUGACGUGGGCAUCUGCAAAGCUGUUGCCAUGCUGUGGAAGCUCUGACCUUUUUGACUUAAUACCUUGAGAAUUGAUUGUACACCUCUUUGCCUCUGCUCUGUCAUGCCAUUCAGCUCACAAUAAGGAGGAGAUAACAGAUGAGUCCACUGGUGAGACAAACCUCUUCUAAUCACCUGGUUAUUUUUAGAAUUUAGUCUUUGAGGAAGAGGUUCGAGAGGAAUUGUAUUCAAGAAAUUUGGAGACGGGGGGUGCCUGGGUGGCACAGCGGUUAAGCGUCUGCCUUCGGCUCAGGGCGUGAUCCCGGCGUUAUGGGAUCGAGCCCCACAUCAGGCUCCUCCACUAUGAGCCUGCUUCUUCCUCUCCCUCUCCCCCUGCCUGUGUUCCCUCUCUCGCUGGCUGUCUCUAUCUCUGUCGAAUAAAUAAAUAAAAUCUUUAAAAAAAAAAAAAAGAAAUUUGGAGACAGGGUUCCUUGUUCUAGUGAGUUUAUGGGGUUGUCUCCCAGCUCCUGCAAGACUCAUAACUAACCAUUAUGUAUGAGCUUUUGCCUGUUAGCUUAUCAAAUUCUUAAAGGGAAUUCAGCUUUAUUACUAUCAAUACCUGAUCAAAUUUCUGUAUUUGUCCUGGGAAUGAUGGAGAAAGGGAAAGCCUGUUAAUUCAUAAGUAAAGACUUCGCAGAAAAUUAGUGUUUAAUUUUUGAAAAUUUCCCUCUCUGUUCAGUCGAUACCAGUUACUGAUGCUUACAUGUCCUAGAGAAACUUUAAAAUUAGGAAAUACUGAUAUUUUACAUUAUUAAUUUCUAAAUCCUGGGAAGAGGAGCCUGAAGAGUUUCUGAGAAUAGAGAAGUUCCAUGUAGGGAAGAGGUCCCCUUAUAGAUGUAUCAAAGUAUUGUAGAUUCUAAACUGAGACUUAUUCCUCAAAUGUGUUUAUUUUACUUGUCCUAAAAUACAAAACUGUAAGUAAUAAAUUGAUAUUUUCCCACUGUAGGAAUCUCUAAUGUGAUAACGUAUUCUAUGAAAAUAAAGGUUUUUUUUUAAAUAAAAUUCUAUAUAAUAAAAA
Molecule: messenger RNA, 1578 nt
Organism: Ailuropoda melanoleuca (giant panda)
Lineage: Eukaryota; Metazoa; Chordata; Mammalia; Carnivora; Ursidae
Gene: SDHD
Product: succinate dehydrogenase complex subunit D
Exons: 4
Coding region: 88-567 (159 amino acids)
Biological process (GO): mitochondrial electron transport, succinate to ubiquinone; tricarboxylic acid cycle
Cellular component (GO): respiratory chain complex II (succinate dehydrogenase); membrane; mitochondrial envelope
Molecular function (GO): heme binding; ubiquinone binding
Source: RefSeq, a predicted model, not a curated record